Molecule: messenger RNA, 641 nt
Organism: Aspergillus ruber CBS 135680
Lineage: Eukaryota; Fungi; Ascomycota; Eurotiomycetes; Eurotiales; Aspergillaceae
Product: heat shock 9/12 family protein
Exons: 3
Coding region: 310-582 (90 amino acids)
Source: RefSeq, a predicted model, not a curated record
GUAUAUUUGGGACUUGGUCUCGAACGUCAUCCACGGUUCACCUAUUCACUAUGUAGUAUGAUCUUCAUUGGUUCGCGAUGGUGUUGUUACCUUGGAAUUCCCUGUUCAGGCUUCGAAUGAAGCAUUACUCCGGAAUUUUCUACGACGUCAUGGUACAAUAUUUGGCUUCAAGGGGAGAAUCAGAAGGUAUAUAAGGGUGCUUUUGUUCGCUCCUUGCAUCUUCCAAUCCAUCAACAACAUCUUCUACCUCUGAACAAAACAAUAUAUUCUACCUUUUCAAGAUCAAUAAUACUCAAACCAACCAUCAUAAUGUCUGACUACGGCCGCAAGGACUUCACAACUAAGGCUAAGGAGGAGAUCACUCCUGACUCGGCCAAGUCCACCCAGGACAAGGCCAAGGAGACCGUCACCGAUACCACUGACCGUUUCACUCGUGGUGCCCAGUCCGACAAGGACAAGUCUGCCCCCCAGGAGGCUUGGGACAAGGGCCAACGUGUCCAUGACAACGAACACCACGGCGGUGCCGGUCAGUCGAUUGGCGACAAGGUCAAGGAUACCCUGGGACUUGGCGGCAACAAGUAAUUUCUCUCAAUUGAGAAUGGGUUAUGAAUGUGUAUAAUUAGGCCUAUGACUCUUACGAG